AUGACUGAACCAAACUUUAUUGACUUAUAUGAUGAUUCUUUAGAUCGAUUUAUUAAUAAGCUUGAUAUGAAUCAGCUUUUUAAUUUCAACAUUGAUAUAAAUGAGCUACUUAUGCCAAUUCCCAAGGACAUUAAAAAAAUACCACGGCCAAUGAAUUCAUUCCUUUGUUGCAGAAGAAAAAUAUAUUUGUUAGCAAUUAAAAGAGGACUUACUGAUGAAAUUGCAGAUGGAAAAUUUUUAACUCAAGUUACCACAAAAAUUUGGAAGCAUGCUAGUCAACUUCAGAAGAAUAUUUUUGUUGAAAUUGCAAAGCAUAUUAAGUUGAUUGAAAAAGAACGAUAUGAGAAUUGUAAUGUCAAGAAGAAAAGAGGAACAUCACGUGUUAAGAAAACACCGAAACUUUCGAAUCAAAAAAGUAUUUCGCAAAUUGAUCAAAAUCUUCAAAAUCUUAGCAAUUCGAUUUCACAUCCUUUAAUCAAUGCAACAAACGAUUUUUCAUUAUACGAUUCAGACCAUGUCACUAUGAAUUUCCCUAUCAAUGCCGGUUUUCUUCAAAAUGAAAAAGACCAUUGGCGGUUUGAGUAUCGUUGA
This is a messenger RNA of Racocetra fulgida, 591 nucleotides long. The record is from the annotation of a GenBank genome assembly. Lineage: Eukaryota; Fungi; Glomeromycota; Glomeromycetes; Diversisporales; Gigasporaceae.